Messenger RNA from Colletotrichum chrysophilum, 345 nucleotides. RefSeq lists its product as uncharacterized. Gene Ontology annotation, molecular function: transmembrane transporter activity. NCBI's taxonomy places the organism in Eukaryota, Fungi, Ascomycota, Sordariomycetes, Glomerellales, Glomerellaceae. The coding region runs from base 1 to 345 and encodes 114 amino acids. The transcript has 2 exons. The record is from RefSeq and is a predicted model, not a curated record.
AUGUUCUUCCUUAACGGCUUCGGAUAUGCCGUUGACUCGAUGAUAUCCCUCUUUCAGUCUGGUAUCGCAACUCAGGCGUUCCGCGAGUUUGGAGAACAUGGAUACGCCAACGGCCUGACGAUCGCUAGCUACGUUGAAAUGCUACUCGGCGCGCUAUUCUGGGGCUUCGGCGCCGACAUCAUUGGACGAAGACACGCUUUCAAUGUUUCCCUUCUUGUAUGUUCAGUCAUUUGCAUUAUAGCCGGCGCCAUGCCAAAUUGGAAAUUCCUGGGAUUCUUCAUUGCGAUGGUUGGCAUCGGCGCCUGUGGCAGUCUCAUCAUGGACACGGCCGUCUUCCUAGAGUAA